Enterobius vermicularis (human pinworm) is the source of this 2472-nucleotide messenger RNA. Lineage: Eukaryota; Metazoa; Nematoda; Chromadorea; Rhabditida; Oxyuridae. The record is from the annotation of a GenBank genome assembly.
AUGCAGCAUCCAGUGACGUGGCAGCCAUCGGCUGAUCAAAGGCGACUCAUUGGACAUAUGAUACUUCACAAAACUGAUGGCUUGUAUGGCGACUUAGGCUUUAAAGUUGUUGGUGGGAGACGAUCAGAUACGGGGCGUCUGGGAGCGUUCAUUACUCGCGUCAAGCCGGGUUCUGUUGCUGACGUUGUCGGACGCUUAAAAGCUGGUGAUGAAGUAUUGGAGUGGAAUGGUCAUCAGCUGCAAAAUACCACGUUUGAUCAGGUUUACGAGAUUAUCAAUUCGUCGAGGAACGAUGCUCAGGUUGAGCUGAUUGUUUGUCGGAAUGCAAAUUCAGCGGCAAACGUCGAUAAUUAUUUGAGCGUUCAGAGAUUGUUGCCGCAGCCCUACGGAUUUGGAAGAGAUAUGGAUCUGAACGAAAUCUCGUUUGACUCACCGCUUGAACCGGCUUUAACACAUUCUCAAUCAGUUACGCUGUCACCGCACAUGCAGCAGUUCUUGCAGAAUACCGGCCGAAGUGAACGUCAACCGAUUAUCUCGCCUUUUCAUACGGGUUACCGAAAGCUGCCUUUUACAGAUCGAAGCUGCAAUGAAAUAAUGGCAAAGGGGCAAAUUUUCGGCAGGAUUCAAAUAUCACUUUGUUAUUCGCCAUCACAACGGCAACUCGUGGUUACUAUACAUCGAGCUGUCGACUUGGCACCACGUCCGGACGGAGUCAUGCGAAAUCCAUAUGUCAAAAUAUUUUUACUUCCUGACAGAAGUGAAAAAAGUAGACGUCAGUCUGCCGUUUUGGCCGAGACCUGUACUCCAAUUUGGGAAGAGCCAUUUUAUUAUCAUGGCUUAACAGAAGCAAUGCUUAUUCAGCGUGUACUUGAGGUAACCGUCUGGGAUUACGACAAGUUUGAAACAAACUCAUUUCUUGGCGAAACUCUAAUUGAUUUGUCUGAAACUCCAUUUGAUGACGAACCCAUAUUUUAUACACUGGUCGAUAUGGAUGAGGAAAACCCUUUACGAGCCCGUUUGCGUCAAAGACGCCUGAAUGUCUACCAACCACCAAGUAGACCUCGAAGUGAGAUGAGCCACUACCCCGCGCGACAUUACGACUACGUUGAAGAUUACAAUCCGCAUAUGAUGUAUUACGGCACUAGCGAAUCACGUAUGUCGGAUUAUCGACAGCCCCAAAUAGAAAUGAGUGGAGGAAUGCACAAAUCAAGGACGUACGACAGAGGGAGAAUGCACGUUGAGGAAGACUGGACAAUCAACAACAGUAGAUAUUCAGGCUAUCUCUCUGAUCAGGCUUAUAGUGGUCCGCUUUCUUUUCGCUACAAUGUCAAGGAACGAAGACCUAGAUCUGCCACGGCAUUAAGACAAAGGCCAUCGGAGAAGAUGGUAGCUCGGGCUAGGAAUUUGCCAAAUACAUCUUGGACAAUCGAAGAAAAUUUGCCAACCCAUCAAUCGUCCGUACAAGGUAUGGAAGAUCAAGGCAUGCAACCCAUGCAGUACGAAGAACCAAGGGUGCGUACUGAUAAAGUCAAAAAUGAAAUUGUAGCAGAAAAUAUGCCUGAAUACGGCAGCGAUGGGUCAGAAACAUUGAGCGUUCAUUCAAGUCGUAGUAUGCCGUCUAGAGCAAUUCAGCCUGGUCUUCCCAAUGGCGAUGUUGUUCGUCAAACUUCUGAUGAAAAUCGUUUACCAAAUGCAGAAUACUUUGCCGAUGAAGAUAUUGUCAGUGAUUCGACAUUAACUAAAAGUUCGGCCAAUAUAAAAGAAAAAGAAAGAAAGAAGGGUCUCAUUAACCGUUUACACAUUCCUGGCAGAAGUCAACAAAUAAAGGGUAAAAGAGCCGGUUUUUCUCGAACGGAGGAAGUUGGUGUUCCUGAAUGGCUAGCUGCAACGCCGUUCACUAAACAAGUAUCCAAGGAAUCAACAGACUCAGCUCACAGUGAUAAUUGGGGACCGGUGCUUACUGAAGGCCCACUUGGUGCAUUUAUUGAGAAUUUAGGACCUGGCCAGGUUGUUGGUAGACAAGUUUUGGCCAGUCCUGUACUGGGAGAGAUAAAUAUUGGUAUUGCAGUGCGUAACGCUCUUGAAAUACAAGUGAUUCGUGCUCGUAAUCUCGUUGCAAAACCAGGGAAAGCGCUUCCAGCCCCGUAUGUAAAAAUAUAUCUCUUGGAAGGGAAACAGUGCGUAGCGAAAGCAAAAACUAAUGUAGCAGCACGAUCAAAAAAUCCUGAGUUCCAACAACAAUUUGUUUUCAACCACUCACCACGAAAAAAGAUGCUUCAGAUAACACUAAUGGGCGAGUAUAGUCGAAUGGAACGGCGUUCGUUCAUGGGUAUUGCCCAAAUUCGGCUUGACGACUUGGACCUUAGUAGUAGGCCACUAGUAGAUUGGUAUAAAUUAUUCCAUAGCUCAAGUUUAGCUGGUGCAGCCCCGACACGGAAAGACAGUGAAACAAGCCUUAAUGAGAUGAAGUAG